CACAUGUUUCUUUCAUUGUCAUGCCAUAGGGGGAGCCCCGCCCAAGCACUUCAGUUUCAUCACUUUGGACGCAUUCCCACAUCUUAUAUAAUACUCGGAACCCUUGUGUCAUGGAAGGUGAAUCUGAAAAUACAACAGUCAACAGUUUGGAAUUGUCUAGAGAUGGAGGGAAAAUGUUCAUUUGAAUGCUGUCUCGACCCGACCAUGGGAUGACACGAUAUCUUUGGACUCGAGUGUGCCCUGACCGUUCUGAGGCUUUUGAGCUUCGUGCCUCAGAGGAUCCGGUGGUUCUUCCCUGAGUCCCUGUGUUCAAAGUUGGCGAUUCCAGGACAAAACAGCCCGUAGAGGAACGUUCGAUAAAGAAGUGCCCCAUUGCCACAACGGGGCGAACGUCAAUUAUCGAGGAAGAGAGAGAGAGAGAGAGAAAAGCCUAACUGCAAAUGAUUCUCUGAAUCAUAUAUUGCUGUUCUGCCAGCCUGGAUGCCAGUGAUUUUUGGCCGGUCGGUCUGUUGGUUUCAUUGAAGGAAGACGAAUGAGCGAUCGAUGUGUUGCAAAUUGAAGGAUCCGGGAGCUUCAAGAGCAUUAGAAGUCAGCCUUCCCUCCCUUCCGACCUUCCACUUUUGCCUCUGCACACAACGAUCCAUGCAUUAGGGAGUACGGUAUGUUCUGUAUUCUUGCCGCGUAGUUCACAUCGCCAGGCUACUCACCGGUCUGUAGGUGCUCUUCUUGCAUGCCGAUUCGGGCCCGGUUGCUUAAAUCCUUCUUAUGUUGUCCAUACUCGCCUUUGGUCUAAUUUAAGACUCUUCGGAGGGAGUUCCAGAUAUGGGCAUUGGUGAUGGGUAAACCUGGCUCCUAUGGCUCUCUCUCGUAUAUUCUCGACGGCUUCGGUAGAUGACUAAAUCUGCAGUAAGACUCACGCAAGGUCAUUGAUGUGGGCAUCAAGGGUCUGUGGCUCGGAAGUUUUGACGGUGUCGCUAGCCCAGUAUUACCCAGCGAAAAGGCUGGAUUGAUCGCCUGUGAGCCAUAUUAGCAAUUCGAUUUUGUACAUCAAAAAAGGUUCCAUAUGGAGGUCGCUGAGACAAUUACCAAGAAACCGGGCGUUGCAGAAAUUUGGCAGUCCCUCAAACAACAAUUCGCUUCUACAAGAAAGCACAUGUCCAAGUCAGGAAGAAAUUGGAAUGCUUUCUCCAAACGAAUAGAACCUUCAAGUCACCAAACCCAAACCCUCUCCAACGCACCGAGUGCCGCGUGUGAUGACCACCCCUUCAUUCUGGGAGUCCCUGCCAGGCACCACGUAUCGGAAGUUGACGACCUCAAAAAUGACUUACGGUCCACAGCUAAAGCAAUUCUUCGAAAUCUUCAAGAUGAAAAAGAGGCCAGAACGAUUCUUGCGAAUAUGGAAGAAGAGAAGACAUCUCAGGUCUCAGAAGACACUCACGAGGAAAUCGUUAGCGGCAAACCUGUCGAGGAAGCCCCGAACGGUUAUCUGGUCAACGUGGACGAGGACAACGACUGCGAGGCAGCACUACAUCGGACUGCGAAGGAGAGCAACCUUAAACCGGAGGAAAGUGUUCGGAAACUAAGAAACAGUUCGAACUUGCACGAGCAGGGUAGCAGUGAGGAGAGUCCAAUGACCCCUGCGCAGAGUAAUAUUGAUCACGUUGUCAAAGUGAAUUCCACAUUCAGCCAUCUGAAAUCUACUCUCUCCAAAUCGACCGACAUGGGCGCUCUCAAGCACCUGGACAAUGUAGCAGAGAAUCGUCACGUUGGAGAAUCGGGCAAUCAGAAAGUUUUCGAAAAUCUCAACAGUUUGAUGCCCCAAGAUUCUGAAUGGACGAAAUCCGGCUUCCAAGAUAACCUCGGGGAGAAAAAGAAUGAAGGAAUAUCUCUUCACAUCAAUGGCUAUCACUGUGAUUGUCAAAGCAGUUUAAAACCUGCGGCGGACGUGAACUCCACUUUGGACCAGACUGGACCCUUAGUUCACCACGCUCUUGCAGAAUGCAAUUCAAUUGAGGUCUCCACUCUCCAAUUGAACCCUUAUAACACUCAUGACGAAGGCCCAACGUCUGCUACUGAUGAAGAGCUAAUGAAGAUAAUCAACAAGGAUGUAAACUGUUUGCAUGAUCCCGCCAUCGACGUCAGGUACGAGGCCCUGCACAGCUUGCAUCGUGCGUUAUUGGGAGACUUCGUGGGAGAGGUUAAUUUUCUCUCGGAAAGAACGACUGGCCAGGAGCAUGAAGUUGAGAACCACAUGAUAAAUACAGGACUAUUCGAGAGUGCCGACAAAUUUGCCUGGUGUGUGGAGGAGAUUGUUGUCAAGCCUUUACUUAAAGUUUUUGGCGACUCGUCUGAGAGAUGUCGCUAUCUCGCAGUCUCAAUGCUCAUAGCGCUCUUGCAGUCCAUCCCUGAAUCUGUUUUUCCUCUGCUCCCAUACAUUGUUCCGGUUAUAUCAUCUCGCUUGCCAAUCAAGUCCCUUCCAACUGAAGAUCCCGCAUCGAAGGUAGAAGUAAUCCUUGUUGAAAAAUCUGAAGAUCUUCGACUGCUCCUAGUGACUCUUCUCCAUGAGCUGCUGAAGCGAUCCAAAGCUAUGAUUCACCCAUUUGCUUCUGAUGUUGCAACAAUAUUGACCGCAGCCGCGUGUGAUUCCAAUCCAGAUGUUCUUAUGAAAACUUUUGCGGCUAUGGCACUUUUUGGUGAGAUAUGUAGCAUGAAGCUGAAACCAGUGGCAAAGCAGCUGAUAUCAGUAACUUUACGCUCGCUAGCUCACAACCGUCAUAGGGUGCGAGUGGCUGCCCUGCGUGCAAUUCAUAGGCUCGUCCUUUGUGGGGCUCACGAGAGCAUCUAUGAUCUAACAGCGUUUCGGGAUCCAAAUUCUGUGCCUAUAAAAGCAUUUUAUCGUCCAGAUCCCAAGACUCAGUAUUUGGCUCUGUUAGCCGGCGACAGGAGUAUUCAAGUCAGGGAACAACUACUGAAGACGGUGGGAAGCUGGCUACGAGAACUAGAUGAAAGGAAGGAGCACGAAUGUCGCCUUGUUCCGUACUUGUUGAGUGGUUUCACGGAUGAAAGUCCAGCUGUUCAAGACCUUGCCUUUCAACUCAUGGAGGAAGUCGGUCAGCAAUACGAGGAGGAGAAUGAGAAUGAAGUCAAAGACAUACAGAUUUACCUGCCCGACGACAUUGAUGAUCUUCCAGCAGUGGCGGGAAAAUCUCUACCAAAAGCCUUCAAAUCCAGGCCGUGUCUGGGUGCUAGAAUACUGGUAAGGAACUGUUGUUCGGUCAUGCUCCAUGCUCUUGGCGGCGACCUCAGUGCAUGGACGUCAGGCACAAAGUCUCUGGCUGCGGACUUUUUACACACCAUGCUUCUGUUUGUUGAAGAGCAUAUCACUAUGCAUCUCCAACAAGUCGUCGUUCUGCUCAUGAAGGCACUGAAAGAACCACUCAUUGAAAAGAAGGUUUCGGACUGUGCAAACAUUCUUGGACACUUUGUGGACCCAACGGCCUACUUGUUAAUUAUCUUACCUAGAAUUACUGGAGAGCUCUGGAGUGAUGCCUCUGUUCAGCAGCUUGGACAGGCUGUGAAACUCCUGGCAUGUAUCAUGCAAGGGAGCCCUGCCAGUUCUCUGAGGAGCCACAUUCCGAAGAUCUGCUCUGUACUUAGCGAGUCAGAUAUCAUGAAGAGUAUCCAGUUGGAUGUGAAUCAAAGCAUUGUAGCCGUAACGAAAGAGAUGGUGAGAGCUUGGAGUGAGCAGGUUAAAGAAGAAACCAUCUCGAUCAUCUGGAUCCUCCUAAACGCUGCAGCUGCAGCUGACUUUUGCGGAAGGCCAGCCCUGGAAGCUGAAGUGAUUCUCGGGACGCUUUCGAUCGCCUGUGGACACUUGUCUCGAGAAGCCCUCACUGGAGCCUACGGCGAGAUGAUACUCGAUCUAUUGCCGCACCCGCAAUUUUGGGCGAUGAGAUCUUUAGACAUACUCGUUUUCUGUAGAGUGGUCGAAGUUGCCCCACUCGUCCCUCCGACCGUUCUCGAAAGAGUAUUCCGUUUGAUCGCCUGGUUUGGAAGAGGCUCCUGGGAACCGGAAGCAAAGCUCAGGUUGAUCGGUGCCGUUCACAAAAUGAUCAGACUCUUCACUGCUCCUACCUCCGGGGAGGCAUAUCAACCCGGCUCAGCGGCAGCCUCUGAGAUCGAGAAGGGCAUAGUUCACACCUUGGAGUACUUCUUUGUGCCUUGCCUUGAGCAGCUGCGUGAAGGUGUAACGACCUUGAAGGCUCCCGCGUUAGAGACCAUUUACGAGAUCGUCUCCAGGACUUCCACCAACAUUCCGUCUUCCCUCAGCUGGAUGUUGUAUAAACUGGACGAAGUUGAUGAAGAUAAAGAGGAGCCGGACCCAGAUGAAGAACUCUCUUCUCUUCCGUUCCCGUCCCGAGAAACUCUGCUCGAAGUACUCAAACGUCUGCGAAAAUCCACCGGCUCAUAGAACGAAGUUGACAACGUUGUCAUUCAUGUGCGAAAAAAGUGCCCACAUGCAAGGAGCAGGUAUGUCACUAGUUUAUUUACAAUGAGAUGAUUAACAUGAUCCGGAAAAGCCUUGCGCAAGGAAGCUACGUCGCCUAUGCCUCCUUGAUUCGCCCAAGGAACGGAGUACCCAGACUUGACAAAUAGACGUAGGAUCCAGACCUGAGACCACCGGUGACCUCGUUGAUUAAUUUGCCGGUGGGAUCCUCGUACUUCUUCAAAACCUGGCCCUGCUCAUCCACAACACAGAGCCGUCCCACGGUCUUGCCUGCAGCUAAUAUAUCUAUAAAAGUCAUCUGCGCUAUGAUGCUCCUCAGCUGAACGCCAAAUGAGCUAUUGAAAAUCCAGUCCGUUAACGGGAGGCGCCUCUGCAGUAACCAACGAAAGCAUUCCCAACGUUGGCAACUUGCAGUCGCAUAAUUGUCAAGCUUACACAAUGCAAAGGUCUUUCCUCUCCGGAUCCAGGCAACUGAUUUCGAAAACAAUCAUGCUAGAUAGUCAUGUCUACAAGCUGUUAAUAUCUAAUUACUUCUAGAAUAUCUGCAAUUUGGCAUCCUAGAAAAGAUAGUCACUUAGAGUUACUGUACGUUAGGAGAGCCACAAGUAUACUACUGCCAUAUGAGGGUACCGGAAUUUAGAAAUAAAACACAC
Marchantia polymorpha subsp. ruderalis is the source of this 5160-nucleotide messenger RNA. The record is from the annotation of a GenBank genome assembly. NCBI's taxonomy places the organism in Eukaryota, Viridiplantae, Streptophyta, Marchantiopsida, Marchantiales, Marchantiaceae.